This is a messenger RNA of Saprolegnia diclina VS20, 1177 nucleotides long. RefSeq lists its product as hypothetical. The record is from RefSeq and is a predicted model, not a curated record. Bases 6 to 974 code for a protein of 322 amino acids. The transcript has a single exon. NCBI's taxonomy places the organism in Eukaryota, Oomycota, Saprolegniomycetes, Saprolegniales, Saprolegniaceae.
CCGAGAUGGAGACGCUGGCGUGGGCCGAGGCCCGAGUCUCGUUCGGCGAGGACGUCUUCGACGCAGACAAGCUCGUCAAGACGCGGAGCGACCGCGUCGUGUCCUUUGCGCCCACGGUCGACACGGCGUCGGAUGCGAGUCUCUCGCCGCGGACGCCGCACGGGACGCUGCUCUCGGCGUGGUCGUCGGUGAGCGACUCGAGCUUUGCGCUGCUGCUCCCGAGCUUGUCCGAGGUCGAGUCGGAGGACGCCCGUGGAACCAAGCUCGACAGAACCUACAAAGUGGAUGGCGCGACCAAAACGGACGACGAGAAGGACGACGACGACGACGACUGGGUGCCACGCCACGCCGAGGUCUGGCGCCGCAGCGCGUCUGAGCUUGCCGACUGCGUGGCCGCCGCCUUGGCGAGCAGCCAUAGUGGCACGGUGGUACCUGCCUCCUCGACUGAGAACCAGCUGGUCGUGAAGCGCAUCUUGAAGCCGGACCGCACGAUCCCACGGACAAAGCUGCGCUUUCUGCGCCGGCGGACGACGCGCGUUGCCUUCUCGACCGCGACCAUAUACGAGUUUCCGCGGACGCUGGGCGGCUGCACGGUGCCCACGCAGGCCGACGGCCCGUCGCUCGGCAUGGCCUAUCACCACACACACGUGCGCGUCGAGUACGUCUCGACGCGCGGCCCACGAGAUACCCUUGGCCCACUCCCCCUUUCCGACCGGUAUGGACUGCUCUGGGCGGCGGGCUGCGCCGCCGACGCCAUGGACGACGCGUGGGCCGAGACUGAGGCGCUUCACGCGCAUCGGAUGGCCGCGCUGCGAGAACUGGUCGCGGACGAGGACACGGCGCUGGAGAAGGCGUGGCGCAGGUGGACAGUGCGCCAGUGCAUGCUCGCCCACACAACCUCCCACAAGUGGCACAACCAAGUCCGCGUGACACUUCGUCGCCUCUUUCGCUCGGCGCCCUGGGCCCAACACUAACUCAUCACGCAGACCCUCAUCAAGGACAGAGCGCCUCAGUUCGCUUAUCAGAGACGACCUCGUACAUCGUCCCCAUGACCUUGAUCUACGGUCGCCGCUCGAACAGCAUCCUGGUGUCCUCAUGACAAGGAGUAAUCCUUGAUGCAUAAUUGCUAUCGACAAGUUCUUACUUGGAGCUGGUCCUAACGCAGUCCGUAGUGCUG